GUUGUUGUUGUUGUUCCGGUAUCGUCCACACGAUAACAGUACAAAGCGGUACGAACACGUGUCAGACCGGAAACUAGAGCCGUUACCGGGACAGACACUUCCGCUCAGGAGCCUGACGGAAGAUACCGUCUGUCGGUAUUUACCGGAACCUGUCGGUAUUUACCGGAACCUGUCGGUAUUUACCGGAACCUGUCGGCAUGUAGCAGCUCAGUGUGCAGGCUGCCAGGCUGUUUGUCAUGAAGAAACGAGCCAACAAAGUGCCGGAGGAGGAUGAGUCCUUGUGCUGCUGCGAGUACGUAAACAGACAUGGAGAGCGCAGCCAUAUUGCAGCCUGCUGCUGUGACUGCGAGGACCUGGAUGACGUUUGUGACAGGUUUCUAAAGAGGGAAUCUCAGAAACCUGAAUCCAUCUCACAGGUCACAGCAGUUGUCACAGAUCGGAUUCGCGUGCCCUGGCUUUGGGGCGGAGCCCGCAAAGUGGAGCUGUCUGUUAUCCCUCCUCUUAUUCUCCUUCCUGUCCUGCUGCACCUUGCUGCUCUCCACUUCCUGCUCGGCAUUGUGGUUCUGACGGCUCUGCCCGGUCUGGUGUUGUGGUACUACUACGUCACCCACCGCAAGAAGGGAAGGACACUCUUCUUCCUCAGCCUUGCUCUCUUCUCCCUGGCUUACAUGUUCUACCUGUUUGUCACAGAGGUGUUCCCCCGUGGGGAUAUUGGCCCGGUCCAGCUUUCGGUGGUAACUGUGGGGGUAAUCCUCACUCUGGUAGCUCUUGUCCACACUAAGAGAGAACCUGGCAUUGUGCGGCCAAAGCCAGAUGAUAUCCACAGCACAGUGACAUAUUACAGCCCUCUGGCAGACAGAGACCACACCGCGAACGGGGGGAAGCAGGAUGUGACAAUGACAGCACCCAACCGGACAGGGUCACGGGAGCAAUUGGGGAUGGAGCUGAAGGAGAGCAACCAAAGUAACUGGUGUCCAGUGUGCAGGGCGGUGCAGCCCCCGAGGGCGGGACAUUGUCGGAUCUGUGGUGUGUGCGUGCUGCGUCUCGACCACCACUGCGUCUGGAUAAACAGCUGUGUGGGGCAGGCCAAUCACCGCAGCUUCCUGCUCUUACUCGUCCUCUUCCUGUCGACAUCUCUGUACGGGAUCAUCCUGGUGCUGCAGAGAGUGUGUCCGACUCAACCCCUCCUAACCUCCCUGCUCUACUGCCCGGGCGUCUACAACCACUACAGCGCUGCUCUUUGCUUCACCUGCGCCUGGUACAGCAGCAUCGUCACCGCCGGGCUGCUUCACCUGCUCGUGACGCAGGUCAUCAACGUCAGCCACAACGUGACCGAGCGCGAGGCACGCGCCGCUCUGCGAGACAGAACCGCUCGCAGUGCCUGCUGGGGGCUCGUGGUCCACACGGGCGUCUACUCUCGGGGUUUCCGUGGCAACUGGGCUGAGUUCAUGGCCAUGGGGGUCAAACCAAGUCCUACCUCUCUCAACCGAACAGCCCUGGUUGCCUUGGUCGGAGCUGAAAAACUAGAGGAACGUGAGAACGAGUGAUCUGUUGAUCCUCGUAGGGAGGUUUUCUCUGAGCACAGCGACAUAACGAUGCUUCUGGAUCAGUGCAGUUGAACAUGAGCUGAAUGUCAUCGGGAAGGAUGGUCGCUUCACACUCCACCUCCUCCUCCAUCCUUCACACCCAUUCACAAAGGUGAACACCUCACCUGGCCUUCUGAAACGUGCCGUGCAUAUUUGUGUCACAGGUAAAUGAAACAUCUCUGCACAAGCCAGAUAAUCAGUCUAAUUACAGUUCUGUGACCUGUCAUUGGAUGAAACAUAAUGAAUGAUUGGGUAGAUAUGAAUUUAUUACAAGUUAGUUUUAUUCUUCUGACCAGACUGAGUCCUGAUAGGAAAAAUCUAAUUAAUCAAGAUGCAUUACUGUCAGCUAGAGAAGUUAACUUUUCCUGAUUCACAGGGAUUGUCACAUUUUUACAUCCUAUAUUGUAUGGGUCCACAUGUGUGUUUUAUUUUUAUUAAAUGGAUGUGAGAAACUUG
This is a messenger RNA of Paralichthys olivaceus (Japanese flounder), 2042 nucleotides long. RefSeq names its product zinc finger DHHC-type palmitoyltransferase 23b (gene zdhhc23b). Gene Ontology annotation, molecular function: protein-cysteine S-palmitoyltransferase activity. The record is from RefSeq and is a predicted model, not a curated record. Lineage: Eukaryota; Metazoa; Chordata; Actinopteri; Pleuronectiformes; Paralichthyidae. Gene Ontology annotation, biological process: peptidyl-L-cysteine S-palmitoylation; protein targeting to membrane. Gene Ontology annotation, cellular component: endoplasmic reticulum; Golgi apparatus.